CCUUUACGUCAAUGUACAGAGCGUUAAAAUGAAGAAGUCACACUGAUUCAAACUCUCUGUUAACUAUAUUCCUCGCUGUCAGGUUGUGAUUUAGUUAAUUUAGGACGUCGAACGGAGUUUAAUAUCUAUAAUGGACAAUAGAUUUCUGUACAUCAUUGUAGCUACAUGAUGUACAGAAAUAUGAGUAUGUUUGUUUUAUUUUUCGUCCCGUUUCUCGUGGAUGAUGGAGUGUUUGGAGAUGAUACAGUGAAGACAUUAUCAGUGAUGGAGGGAGACUCUGUUACUCUACAAACUGACGUUACUGAAUUACAAAAAGCCGAUCUGUCACUGUGGACAUUUGGACCCGCAAGAACUCGUAUAGCUCAAAUCAACAGACAGAUUAGUAAGAUCUCAUAUUAUGAUGAUCUUAAUCAGAGAUUCAGAAACAGGCUGCGAAUGGACAGUCAAACUGGAUCUCUGACCAUCACAAACACCAGAACCGAACACUCUGGAGCUUAUGCAUUUUUACAGAUCAUUGGUGGAAAAGACGUCCCGCCCAAGAAAUACAAUGUUAUUGUUUCUGCUCGUCUGCCUGUUCCUGUCAUCAGCAGAAACUCUUCACAAUGUUCUUCAUCAUCAUCAUCAUGUUCACUGGUGUGUUCAGCUGUGAAUGUGAGUCAUGUGACUCUCUCCUGGUACAAAGGAAACAGUUUAUUGUCCAGCAUCAGUGUGUCUGAUCUCAGCAUCAGUCUCUCUCUACCUCUGGAGGUGGAAUAUCAGGAUAAAAACACCUACAGCUGUGUGCUGAACAAUCCCAUCAGCAACCAGACUCAACAUCUGGACAUCACUCACCUCUGUCACACAUGUUCAGGUUUGUUUACAGGUUAUAUGACGCUGGUUUGUGUUUCUGCUCUGGCUUUGGCUCUGACUGUGGCUGUGGUUUUUUGUGGGGUUUUUUACUAUUACCAUCAACGCAAGAUGUCUAAACAAGCAGAUCAAGGGGGCCAACCUGUUGGAAUAGAACUUAUUGUUAGUCCAGCUAAUGGCCAGCCGAAUGGAGAAGAAUGUACUGUUAAUCCAGCUAAUGGUUCAAUUGUUGAAAAAGAUGAAAUCAAGUCCUUAUUAGCGAUGGUAGGACAACCUUUCACUCUACGCACUGUUGUCAGUGAAAUCCAGGAAAAUGAGCAGAUACGCUGGAAGUUCGCUUGUUCCAAAGGAUACAAUUCCACUGAAUUUGUUGUCAUCACUAAAUGGGAUAAAACCAAUGAUAAGGAAUACUUAUAUAAUGAAGGAAGAUUCAAAGACUGUUUGAAACUGGACCACAAAACUGGAUCUCUCACCAUCACAAAAGUUACUCCUGAACACUAUGGAUAUUAUAAACUACAAAUCACCAGCGAUGGAAAGAAGGUCUCAAAGACGUUCAAUGUUGUUGCUCAUCUUCAAAAGAAAAGAGAGCGAACCCAGAGGAGACAAACCGCUCCUUUAUAAUGCAAGAGGACACACUGGAAUAUCAUCCACAUUUGAAUUCCACAAAACAUGAAACAUAUUUCUACUUUUUUUAUGACAAAAUUCACUAAUGAUGACAGAAGUAGAGUUGAUAAAUUUCUUCAUUGUUACUAUGCACUUAAAAAGUUUGAUGAAUAUUUGACCUAGAAAUGUUAUUGCUAUUUUUUUCAAAAUUCAUGUUUGCAAUGUUGCUAUUGUUUGAUGUUUUUUAUUGAUACUGUCAUAUGCACUGUCAUAUAUGUUUUUAGAUUAAAUAUUUGAUGUAGCAGGGAUAUUGCUGUGAAUUUCAUGUUUUUCAAUAUUUGCUUUUGUAAUGUUGCUUUUUCUAAAUUUACUUAAUUUUAAGUAAAUAUUCAAAAUUCAUGUUUGCAAAAACAUUUCUAAAUUCAUGUUUGCAAUGUUGCUAUUGUUUGAUGUUCUUCAUUGAUACUGUCAUAUGCACUUCAAGUGUUUUUAGAUGAAAUAUUUGAUGUAGCAGGGAUAUUGCUGUGAAUUUCAUAUUUUUCAAUAUUUGUUUUUGUAAUGUUGCUUAUUUCUAAAUUUACUUAAUUUUAAGUAAAUAUGUUUUAAAAUCAUAAGAUUUUGUUUUACUCAGUGUUACUGGUACAUUAGUGUUAGUGUUUUGAAGUAUUACCUGUCCAUAUAUUGGACUUUAAAAAUAAUCUGUUGAGGCUCUUGUUGGUGAAUAGAAUAUAUUUUUUGGAAUAUAUUUUUUCUUUGUAUCUGUUCAAAAUAAUAUUAUCAGACAUCAAAUAAGGGUUAACACAAAAGUAAUCUAAAUGUAAUCCAAAAGUAGUCGGAUUAUGUUACCAAAAAUGUGUAGCUAAUCUAAGAGACUAUAUUCCUGAUUACAAAUUUUGUCAUGUAGGCUAAUUUGAAAUCAUGUUUUUAAUAUACAUCAACAAAAUGACACUUUUUUUUAAAAUAAGAACAUGUCAGUUUGAUUUGGAGUCAAUUUUAAUUUGCCAGCCACUAUGGACUGAGAACAAUCCACCUGAAUAAAGCGACAUCAUGCAU
Messenger RNA from Megalobrama amblycephala (Wuchang bream), 2502 nucleotides. RefSeq names its product SLAM family member 5-like. The transcript has 8 exons. The record is from RefSeq and is a predicted model, not a curated record. The coding region runs from base 166 to 1467 and encodes 433 amino acids. NCBI's taxonomy places the organism in Eukaryota, Metazoa, Chordata, Actinopteri, Cypriniformes, Xenocyprididae.